AUGACAGUGAAUCUAUCUAUCUAUCUAUCUAUCUAUCUAUCUAUCUAUCUAUCUAUCUGUAUCAUUCUAUUCCUCACUAUCUAUCUAAUUCUGAUCAUAUCUAUCUAUCUAUCUAUCUAUCUAUCUAUAAAUCCGUUACAUAGGAGAUUAUUUUGUUCUGUACAGAUAUCUAUCUAUCUAUCUAUCUAUCUAUCUAUCUAUCUAUCUAUCUAUCUAUCUAUCUCAUUCGGUUCAUUAUCUAUCUAUCUAUCUAUCUAUCUAUCUAUCUAUCUAUCUAUUUGUUUGAAUUUAUUCACAUCUAUCUAUCUAUCUAUCUAUCUAUCUAUCUAUCUAUCUAUCUAUCUAUCUAUCUAUCUAUCUAUCUGUUUCAAUUUAUUCACAUCUAUCUAUCUAUCUAUCUAUCUAUCAAAUCAGUUACAUAGAAGGAGAUUAUUUUGUUUCUUCGUAGUUCACUGUUUAUACUACUGUUUCUGGUUUGAUUCAACACUGAUCAUUAACCAUUUAUGCAUUAUCUAUCUAUCUAUCUAUCUAUCUAUCUAUCUAUCUAUCUAUCUAUCUAUCUAUCUAUCUAUCUAUCUAUCUAUCUAUCUAUCUAUCUAUCUAUCUAUCUAUCUAUCUAUCUAUCUAUCUAUCUAUGAGGCACGGUGGAGCAGUGCCUAUCUCAUUCUAUUCAUAUCUAUCUAUCUAUCUCAUUCUAUUCAUAUCUAUCUAAACUCUAUGUUCAUAUAUUCAUUUCAGUCUAUUCAUAUCUAUCUAUCUCCAUUUCAGCCUGCUCAUUUUUAUCUAUCUAUCUAUCUUAGUCUAUUCAUAUCUAUCUGUCUAUCUGUGUUUGCGCGAGAUUUGCGUCUCACUAUCGAGAUUAUCAAUCUCCACUUCGCUUACCCCUGCCACUGCCGACACCUUUCCCGUCUUCUUUUUCUAAUUCGUAUUCCUUCUUCCUUCAGCGUUGCAUCUGCAAUCCUUAAUCAACCCACAGUCCUAGAAACGAAGCGUUUCGUCUCUUUAUCUGCUCAGAUGGUUACUGUUCGUUCUCAGAUUCCGUUCACCUCGAUUUCGCCUUUUUCAUACACUCGGCCAGCACCCACACCCACACCCACCUUAAUCACCACCGCCUACCCCAGCGUCCGCCAAUCAGUGCGUAUGCGUGUUCUUGUUGCCUUCAUUUUUUUUUUCAUCUCCCUCGCUUCGCCAUUUGCUUAG
Messenger RNA from Acanthosepion pharaonis, 1200 nucleotides. The record is from the annotation of a GenBank genome assembly. Lineage: Eukaryota; Metazoa; Mollusca; Cephalopoda; Sepiida; Sepiidae.